UAUUGGUGGUGUGAAUGUGAAGAAACAAAUAAGUGUUUUUUGGUGUAGUUAACGCUGGGCUAAUAGCUGUAACUAAGUGGGCGUGGCACGUUUUGUUGUGUGACGUAGGCCGUGACGUUGGCAGUCGGCCCUAACUGGCGGAUAUUUUGAAAAUGGAAGGAAUGGCAAAGUUUUGGAGGGGAAAAGAGUUACAAUAUCGACCACGAUUUUAGGAUCUAAUGUCACAUUCGUCGACGCAUGCAGAACAUCCAUUUAACUGCAUGCGUCGAUAACGCCGACUUCGCUCAAGAUGAGUGUUUCAAUCGGCGUCAGAAUCGAGGAUUUUACGGUCCUCACCCUUCUUGGCAAGGGCUCGUUUGCAUGUGUUUAUCGGGCAAAGUCGAAAAAUACCGGUGUGGAUGUUGCAAUAAAAAUGAUUGACAAGAAGGCCAUGCACAAAGCUAGCAUGGUCCAACGUGUAACCAACGAGGUGGAGAUUCACUGUCGGUUGAAGCACCCUUCCAUCCUUGAGCUCUACAACUACUUUGAGGACAGCAACUACGUGUACCUGGUGUUGGAGAUGUGUCACAACGGAGAAAUGGGCCGCCACCUCAAAGACAGGAAGGCGCCGUUCUCUGAGGAGGAAGCGCGGCACUUCAUGCAUCAGAUCGUGAAGGGGAUGCUGUAUCUGCACACGCACGGCAUCAUGCACCGCGACCUCACCAUGUCCAACCUGCUGCUGACCAGCAGCAUGAACAUUAAGAUCGCCGACUUCGGCCUGGCCACGCAGCUCAAGCUCCCCACGGAGAAGCACUUCACCAUGUGCGGCACGCCCAACUACAUUUCCCCCGAGGUGGCCACGCGCAGCGCCCACGGCCUGGAGUGCGACGUGUGGUCGCUGGGCUGCAUGUUCUACGCCUUCCUCACGGGCCGCCCCCCCUUCGACACGGACACCGUCAAGCACACCCUCAGCAAGGUGGUGCUGGGGGAGUACCACAUGCCCGGCCACAUGACGCCCGAGGCCCAGGACCUCAUCCGGCAGAUGCUGCAGAGGGACCCGGCGCAGAGGCCCAGCCUGUCCACCGUGCUGGACCACCCCUUCAUGACCCAGAGCCUGCUGGCCCGCACCAAGGAGCUGGGCCUGGGCGACCCGGGCUCCAUGGACAGCGGCAUCGCCACCAUCUCCACGGCGUGCACCUCCUCCUCCACGUCGGGCGGCAGCGGCGGCAGCAACCGCCUCCAGCUGAGGGUGCGGCGCGCCAUGGGCUCCGCCCUGCCCAACCGCAUGACGCCCAUCCCCACGCCGCCGCCGCCGCACCACCCCGGCGGCGGCGGCAGUGGCUGUUACGAGGACGACGAGUCGUGGCUGGACCAGCGCUCGGAGGUGGCGCCCCGACCGGGCCGCGGCCGGGUGUUUGUCGGCGGGGACGACGGGCCGCCCCACUCACGGUACCUGCGGAGGGCUCACUCGUCGGACCGCGCCCCCUGCGCGGCGCCGGGCCGCAGCAGGGCGGAGCUGGAGCGCUGCCACUCGGAGGAGAACCUGAGGGCGGCCUUCCCCGCGACCUCCGCCCCCCAGGGCUUCACGGAGCACGCCAGGCUGCCCUCGCCGCCCAUCAAGCAACCCGCCAGCUCUGGAUGUUUGCGACCCAAGCAGAGCGGUAACCCACCAGGCAACCGGCAGCUCCAGGACUCGGGAGUGUACUCCAACUGGUUCAACAAAGAAGGGUCCGGCCUGCGGCCCGCAGACAGCAGCGCCCACAGCAGCGGCGGGAGCUUCCACAGCGGCAGGGAGCCACUGGGGGUCCACAACUCCUGGCCGGACCCCCACCACCACCACCACCACCACCAGCAGCAGCAGCAGCAGCGCGAGCGGCCGCUCAGCCCUCACUACCACCUCCAGCAGUCCUCCUACCCGCCCGACCCGGAGGACUACAGGGAGAACAUCCCGGGGGCUCCGGAGUUCCAGCCCCCCGGCGGACGAGAGCCGAAGCCCACCCAGAGCCUGACCUCCACGGGGGGGCAGACCAGGGACAAGAAGACCCUGAGGGACGUCCUCCCCCCGCUGUGCGCUUCCAGACUCAAGCCCAUCAGGCAGAAGACCAAGAACGCUGUGGUGAGCAUCCUGGAGACGGGUGACGUGUGCUUGGAGCUCAUCAAAGGUCAGGGCAGCCAGGAGCGGGUCAAGGAUGUCCUGCGCAUCUCCUGCGAUGGUUCCAUGGUCACCAUAUACCAGCCCAACGAUGGGAAGGGCCUUCCGGUGUCGGACAGACCCCCCGCUCCCCCCGAAGACAUCCUCAUCUGUAGCUACGAGGACCUCCCAGAAAAGUACUGGAAAAAGUACCAGUACGCGUCCAAGUUUGUGCAGCUGGUGAAGUCCAAGACGCCCAAAGUGUCCCUCUAUACCAAGUACGCCAAGUGCAUGCUGAUGGAGAACUCUCCCAGCGCCGACCUGGAGGUCUGCUUCUACGACGGGGCCAAGACCCACAAGACGUCGGAGCUGGUGCGCGUGGUGGAGCGGAGCGGCAAGGCGUGCACGGUGAAGGGCGAGGCGGGGCUGGGCGGCCUGAGCCCCGAGGGGCGCCGCUACGUGGAGCUGUCGGACGCGGGCCACGCCAUGUGUCUGGCCCUGGAGGCCGCCGUCGCGGCCGAGGAGUCCCGCAGCCUCAGGAACACAGCCUACUUCCCCAUCACCAUCGGCAGGAGACCGGCCGACACUGACUCUGCACUCCAGCCCUCCCAGCCAACCCCGGCGGACGUGGCCUCCCCUCCAGCACCGCGGAUCACCCCUUCGAUGAUCUCCUACGACGGCUCUGACUUCACCUCCGCCAGCCUGUCUAAGAAGUGUUCCCCGCGGGGGCGGGACCCCGCCCACUGCGAGGGGAAGGUGCUCAAGUCGGUGUUUGUGCCCAACAUUGGCUGGGCCUCGCAGCUGACGGGUGGAGAGGUGUGGGUGCAGUUCAACGACGGCUCCCAGCUGGUGGUGCAGGCCGGCGUCUCCUGCAUCGCCUACACGUCACCGGAGGGACACUCCAUCAGGUAUAAGGAGAACGAGAGGCUCCCGGAGCACGUGAAGGAGAAGCUGCACUGUCUCUCCAACAUCCUGGGGCUGCUGGCCAACCCGGCCAUCCAGCGCCCCCACCAACCCCACUGAGCCUGCCCUGUUGCUGGGCAACCAGCACGGCCGUCACACCUUCAGGCAGCUUGUAAAGAUGUGGAUGUGACUGUUUUUUUUAAAUGUACAGAAAUGUUAAAGAUUAUGAAAAGAUAUUUUUUUAAUGAUUGAAUGAAUACCGGUUUGUACAGUUUAUAUAUCGGCAAUUGUUUGAGUGUUUGUCCUUUUAUUUGUUUUUCUUAUGUUGAACUCCAAACAUGUUUUCUAAUGAAAUGGCAGAUGUGAUUGCUGAGGCAAUAAAUUUGUUGGAGAAUCGAUGCACUUUAUUUUAACUUCUUCUCUCCACACUUGGAAACAUUUUGUGGAACAAAAAAAAAAACAUUAAAGGUUUCCGAGCUAUACCUCAUGGUUUGAGUCCGGCGUUGAAAAGCAGGUUGUAUAGAAGCCAACACAUACCUCCUGAAUCCUGCGUGUUGAUGUAACGUUUUACAUAAAUACGGUCUGAGCAGCGUGAUGCAGCGUUUCUGGACCGGCACACUGGUAUGUGUUAAAGCGUCAAAUACAUUGAAUAUAUCGAUAGAAAACUAAGGCCUUGAUGUAAUUUAAUAGACCACUAAAGCCCAUGAUGAAAACAUGCUGUUAGAAAUUGUUAAAGAAAAGUACAAGUUGAUUUAGUAGGUUGGUUAACAAAGUACCACAAGCCUUUUCUGCGUUUCAAACUCAGACCGGUUUCCUUUUCUACACGUUUCGGCAAACCUCUGAUCUCCAGUGUAAGACCAGGAGUGCUGGAUGUUGUCCGUGGUCAUCCAAGGCCAUACUAUCCAGCAAAAACGAAAUAGCUUAUCGCGUCUCAUAGAAAUUCAAGCGGAAACCGCCAUAUUUAAUUUGCUUGAACAAGUCUGCCUAUCCUAAAGUCCUGGCUUUCAGUGAGUUUCACCGGGGCCCGACCACUAUUACAGGGGAAAAAAGUACUUUAAUAUUACAGGGCUGGGCCGGAUCAUUCAUUGAGAUUUGAGAGGCACAAUCUUUUGUACCUUCAUAUAACCUAUGACCAGUGGCGGCUCGCCUAUGGAGGGCGCUGGGGCGCCGCCCUCCCGCCGACCGGACAUCUUUUCAUUUU
Messenger RNA from Gadus chalcogrammus (walleye pollock), 4214 nucleotides. It is a transcript of the gene plk4, whose product is annotated as polo-like kinase 4 (Drosophila). The transcript has 15 exons. Gene Ontology annotation, molecular function: protein kinase activity; protein binding; ATP binding. The coding region runs from base 290 to 3133 and encodes 947 amino acids. NCBI's taxonomy places the organism in Eukaryota, Metazoa, Chordata, Actinopteri, Gadiformes, Gadidae. The record is from RefSeq and is a predicted model, not a curated record. Gene Ontology annotation, biological process: protein phosphorylation.